Messenger RNA from Paramuricea clavata, 1948 nucleotides. The record is from the annotation of a GenBank genome assembly. Lineage: Eukaryota; Metazoa; Cnidaria; Anthozoa; Malacalcyonacea; Plexauridae.
CUCUAGUUCACUCACACCUACUGAACAGCGAUAUGUCCAGAUAGAGAAAGAAACUCUGGCUAUUGUCCAUGUAUUUCACAAGUUUGAUCAGCUCCUUUUUGUAAAGUCUGAUGUGACAGUCGACACUGAUCACAAACCACUCGAGACCAUAUUUAACCGUCCCCUAGCUUCAGCUCGUCGUCGCCUCCAAAGCAUGAUGGUUACUCUUCAGCGCUAUACAUUCAAAGUGGAGUAUCACAAAGGUUCCACUCUGCUUCUUGCAGACACGCUUUCACGCGCUCCUUUACCUGCCACCACACACAAACCAGUCCAUAAUGAGAUGGUGUACCGGGUAGAUUUUGAGGCUGACAAUCCUGAACUUUCCGGCUUUCAAGAUGCUCUUCAAGAAAUCAGAGCGGCAGCCCUCACUGAUCCAAAACAGAUCGAGGUACAAGCUCUUGUUGAAUCUGGUUGGCCAGCGCAGAAAAUUUCUGUUCCUGUUGCAGCACAACAAUACUGGUCUGUCCGCCAUGAAAUCAAGUCACAUGAUGGCAUUAAAGAAGGUCAUCUUCCCUGUUCCAUGCGCAAAACCAUUCUGAACAAGCUCCAUGCAGCCCAUCGUGGUCCUGACUUCACCUUACGUCAUGCUCGCAGCUGUGUGUUUUGGCCUGGUCUCACCAGUCAAAUCACGACCAUGUGUAAAACUUGCAUCAUCUGUGCACAACAUACCCAAAAGCAUCCUCGAGAACCUCUCCAGCCUUAUCCAGUUCCCACCCUACCCUAGCAGCUGGUCUCUCAGGACUUGUUUGAGCUAAAUGACCGUGCUUAUCUAGUGACAGUGGACCACUACAGUGACUUCUAUGAAAUCGAUAGGCUUCCGACAAUUCAGUCUUCAGCAGUCAUUCAAGUCACGAAGAAGCAUUCUGGUCGCUACGGAGUCCCACACACUCUUAUAACUGACAAUGGGACCCAAUUUACCUCUGAUUUAUUUAAGACAUUCGCAAACAAUUCCAAUUUCAUCAUAUCACAUCCUCCCCAUACUUGUCCCAGUCCAAUGGUUGUGCUGAAGCAGCCGUUAAAUCUGCCAAACACAUCCUGCUUACUGCUGAUGAUUUCGACCUGCCAUUGCUGUCUGUCCGCAACACUGCCCCUGCCGGACACACGUUCUCUCCAGCCCAACGCCUUUUCGGCCGUGUGCUCCGCAGUAAUCUCCCUCAACCAUCAUCCACUUUGCUGCCGUCUACACCGCCACAAGAUAUUGUUGUGAAGGACCACACAGAGCGCAAGUCGCAGCAGAAACGUGCUUAUGAUAAACGGGUAGGACCACCACUUCCACACCUUCAACCUGAAACCAAGGUCUUUGCCAAACCAUCGCCUACCUCUUCAGCUAAAGUUUGGAUUCCUGGCAAAUUGAUUGGCUCUGCUUGCCCAAGGUCUUACAUAAUCAAGACUGGUGCAAGUCAUAUACGACGAAAUCGAACUCAGAUUCAAGCAGCUCCUCCUGUUGAGACAGAUGUGUCAACAUCGAACUCCAAUCCAACGCUCCCAGAUGAAAUUAUUCCUAAUGACUAACAGCCAGACGCUCAGGUACAUUAAUGCCUGGGUGCAAGAUUGUAAAUUCAAGAAAAAUAGAUUAAAAUUUGUAAAAAAUUAGUCAAGCUUUCAAUUGUUACCGUUCAAGUAUUAUAACAUUUGUCAAGACAGGGGCUUGAAGUUAAGCUACAUUUCGUUGUCAUGGCAACGAUCACGUGACAUAUAUUAAGGAUAAUAACACGUAAAAUGGCUUCUUUGGCUCUGCAGCAGCAUAAUUCAUGCUCACGAUAACGCAAACUUGCGAUGAUCGGCCACUCCUGAUACUAAUGUUUAUAAGUUAAACUCUGAAAGUUGACAUUCAUUACUCGUUUCAUUGUUUUACGAGUUUAUAAUAAGACGGUUAGCACUAUAAGACGUAUAAUUGACACAUUAAAUG